AUGGAGUUAUCGGAAGAGUGGAAGGCUUACAUCCCCAUCGGUAAAUCAUUGGACCCGCCACUCCUCUCUUAUUCUUCGACAAAUACUAAGCUUGGUCCUCUUUUCUUCAUCCCUAAAUCCAACACCCUUCCUAAAACCCUUUUCUCUUCUCCCUCUCUUUUCCCUUCUCUUCUUCCUCCUCCACCUCGCCUCUCUUUCUCUCGAUUCCUCUCCACUUCUUCCGUACCUUACUCCACUUCUUCUUCCAUCGCUUCCCGCUUCGCCCCCACUUCCUCCUACAGCCACGAUGUUUCUUCCCUUCUAUCACACAACCGCCUCCACCUCCUCCACUGCCCUGACCGCAACAUCACCCUUGUCUUCUUCACCACCGGCUCCAACCAUGACCGGAUUGGCUUCUUCGGUGUACACGUCCAAGUCGGCGAUUUUAAGUUUCUGGGUGAUCGGAAUGGCGACGUCUUUGUUUCUAACAACCACUUAAAUCACAAAAUUUUGAGUAUUCUGGUGAACCCAGUUGAUGAUUUCGCCGAGGUUUCAGGUGAUUCUGUUGUUGGGUAUUUAAUGGCUUCUACUUAUAUGCCGUUCAUUGGUAUUCUUCCACAUAUACCUGAAGAAAGUAUGGUUUUGUUAGAGAAUGGUUCACUGUUCUUGUUUGAUUUAGCUUCCCAUGUUGAUUCUCAGAAACCCAACGAGUAUCUUAAAGGGAGUAAAUUUAGAGUAUUUUGGGAUGAUUCCAGUGGUUCAAGGAAUUAUAAAUGGUUGGGUAUUGAGUUUAGUUGGCAUCCUAGGAUUUUGGUUGUUGCCCGAUCAGAUGCUGUUUUUUUACUUGAUUUUAGGCGCAAUGAGUGUAAUGUAAUUUGUUUAGCUAAGAUUGACAUGUUGAGCCCUUAUAAUGUGGUUGAUGAAGAUCAGUUCCUAGCAUUUUCUAGAGCAGGAGCUGAUGGGUUUCAGUUUGCUUUGGCUUGCCGAAGCUUGUUACUUCUUUGUGAUGUGCGUAAACCGAUGAUGCCAUUGUUGCGAUGGGCUCAUGAUCUUGAUAAUCCAUGCUUUAUUGUUGUGAUUAGGUUAUCGGAAUUAAGAUCACAAUCAAGGGAUGAUAGAUAUCAGUUGGCAACCGAAUCAGGUUUUUGUGUAAUUUUGGGAUCAUUUUGGAAUUGCGAGUUCCGGCUGUUCUGCUAUGGCCCUUCUUUAACCAAUGAAGGAUCUAUUGCUAUGGGAAUUUCACAGUUUUGUAAACCCUUUCUGGCGUGGGAUCUUUCUUCAGAGUUCUUAUUGUCAAACCAAGAGUGUCAUUGCGGAAGUUGUCUUGUUAGAGAAGACUUUUCAAAAGGUGCACUUCCUGAAUGGAUUGAUUGGCAACAGAAGAAAGAUAUUGUCCUUGGUUUUGGGAUUUUGAGCAGGGAUCUGUCGGAGCUGGUGCAUGAGUCAGAUGAAUUCGGUGGGUUCACUUUGAUUAGGUUAAUGUCUUCAGGAAAGAUCGAAGCUCAACGAUAUUGUGCCUCAUGGGAUUUGGUGCAAAAUUUUGAUGUAGCUCACAGAGAAUCAUUGUUCAGUUUUGAGGGUAGCUUACUAUACUCCUUGGGUGAUGAUGAAUACGAAUUUCCUAAACGAUUCAAGUAUUUGAACCUUGAGUAUCUUCGUGGGUAUUUGAAUGACGAUCUUGCUAAAGUCCUAGAUUCCAAGAUGAAGAAGUCUCACAAGGGUCCUCUUCAGGAAUCUUUUAGCCUAGACUUUCAUGAAAUUUUGUGUGAAAAGUUGAAGAUCUGUGGGUUUGGUCGAUUCAGGUCUUCUCCUGCACUUGCCAUUGUCUUCAAUGACAUUAGCUUGGCAACAAGUAUAUGCGAGGUUGCUUUGAAGCAAAUGUGGGCAACCUUACCUUUGGAACUUUUAAUACUAGCUUUCUCUAGCUAUCCCGAGUUACUUGAUGUACCCUUUGAUGAUAAGACAGUGCCUUUGGAAUUUUCUGUUGUUCCCGACGUACCUCAGUUGCCUCCAUUCCUACUACGGAAGCCUUCAUGUCGCAGCACUAAGUGGUCACACAAACUGCAGCCCGAUGAUUCACUUGUCGGUCCUGUUCUUCCUCUCCCAAUUCUACUUACGCUUCAUGAGUUUCAUAAUGGCUGUCCUGAUUCAGAGAAAAUGUCUGAAUUUUCAUCAGACAUGGAGCUUGGCCUCAGGUGCACUGAAGUCAUGCAGGUAGCUACUGAAAUGGCUGUAUCAGAUUCUAGCUCGCUUAACAACGAUCAAACCGUCUCUCUUGCCGAUGAAAGAGACGAGAUGUGGGUCGACACUCAAAGGCCCAAACCAUUCCUUUUAUACCAGCCAGUUGCAGGUGAGUCACAUAGCAUUGAUCAACUGCAGGGAAACCGUAUUUAUAAAGACGAGAAAUAUAGUACCAUGAUUACCAAAGUGCAUAAGGAGGAGACUGAUCCUAACAACACGACGAAUACUGUUGGGCUAGAACUAUUCGAUGAUCUGUGUCCCAUUGAGUUGAAGUUUGAUGUUCUUGCCAUGAACUUUAGACCACAGGAAUUAGAGGGAUUCAAGAUUUUGAAAAGGCGGUUCACCAAGUGGCAAGAGCGUUUUAAACCAUAUCAGGAAAUUUGCAUGCAGAAUAAUAUGAAUUUUCAGAAGAGGGCAUGA
Hibiscus syriacus is the source of this 2640-nucleotide messenger RNA. RefSeq lists its product as uncharacterized. The record is from RefSeq and is a predicted model, not a curated record. Gene Ontology annotation, biological process: transcription by RNA polymerase I. Gene Ontology annotation, cellular component: fibrillar center. NCBI's taxonomy places the organism in Eukaryota, Viridiplantae, Streptophyta, Magnoliopsida, Malvales, Malvaceae. The transcript is spliced from 2 exons. Bases 1 to 2640 code for a protein of 879 amino acids. Gene Ontology annotation, molecular function: RNA polymerase I core promoter sequence-specific DNA binding.